This is a messenger RNA of Nerophis lumbriciformis (worm pipefish), 2512 nucleotides long. Its product is annotated as kit ligand-like. NCBI's taxonomy places the organism in Eukaryota, Metazoa, Chordata, Actinopteri, Syngnathiformes, Syngnathidae. The record is from RefSeq and is a predicted model, not a curated record. Gene Ontology annotation, cellular component: plasma membrane. Gene Ontology annotation, molecular function: stem cell factor receptor binding; cytokine activity. Gene Ontology annotation, biological process: positive regulation of cell population proliferation; cell adhesion.
UAUUUAUGGUAUUGUUGAAGGAGUUUCUCGUCACACAUAAUAUAAAACAAGAAUUUAUUUUUUUUCCCCCAACAACCUCACCUUAUUAAUUUAGAGGAUUUUUUUUUAAAUACAACACUCUUUUUACAAUACCACUAACAAUAAAAAUGGCAAAGGAUAGUUGAAUGAAUCGAACCGAUUAACAGUAAAUAAAACACCAGGAAAAAUAGGUUAGUUAAUUUAAAAAAGUGAUAGUUUAGCUACAUCAGAGAUUUAACAUUUUCAAAACACUGAUUCAUUAUUACAAUUAACAAUGCAUUAUUAUCUUUUAUGGAUGCAGAAUUAUAGAUACAAUUUAAUUGAUUGUCUUGACGAAUAAUAAUUUCCUGACCUUUCUUUUGUGCCUGCUGUUAAUUGGAUGGAAAUCAAUAUGGGCGUUUUAAAGAAUCUAUGAUCUCUCAGAUGGAGCCUGAUUAAAUAUAAAAGCCAAGUCGUCCUCCAACUUGCAUUCAUUUACAUUCAAAGACAUAUCCUUCGGGGAUAACCCGAUAGGACACACCCCUCAUUGUAGAGCGGGCGCCCACACUCCAGUGACGAAGCCAUUGAUCUGUGGGAGUUGAUGCAAAAAGUCUCAGACGUGGUCAGCGUGUGACACAGUGACUCAGCCUGUAGGCGGCCUCUCUCCAUGCUCGUCAAAAAGGCUUCGGCAGUCUGCUUGGAGGGAGGCAGACGGACGGCCCAGCUUCAAGUUGCACUGUUUGGACCUUACACACACACACACACAUGCAGCGGCUCACAGUUAUCUUCAGCUUUUGGACUGCAAAGACUCACCUUCAUGCAGCAGAUUCGGGCAACCUCUCUUUUGUGCUCCAUAUGAGGGAGAAAAUUCCAUUGUCACUUUUUCCACAGAUCUUCAAGGCACCUUGUGUCCUCUUCUUGAGCCACUUGUUGACAAGUUUAAGUCUUUGCGCUGAGAAAUUUGGAACGCCGAUAACUGACGAUGUGAGCAAGCUGUCACUGCUGAAGCAAAACAUCCCCUUGGAUUAUGAGAUCGCGGUCCAGUACAUUCCCAGAGAAGUGGCUGGUGCAUGCUGGGUGGUGUUGAACGUCUACCCCUUGGAGCAAAGCCUUCGCAACUUGGCUGAGAUGUUUGGCGCCAUCUCCUCCAACAAAGCCAACAUCCUCGUCUUCAUCGCAAUGCUCAAGAGCCUGCGUUUCACCUUUGACCACGAGGAACUGGAAACUUCAAUGCAAGUCUUCCAGUGUCACUAUCAGGAAGAGAGGUUGAAAAGUGGGCUUUAUUUCCGCUACAUUGAGGAUCUCCUCCAUGCUGCACGUGAGGAAACAUCCAGCUUCUCCUGCAAGCCGCCGACAUGUCUCUAUACUCAGCAAACACCAGGGGGUCACAUGGAAGGUCGGGGUUACAAAUGGUGGAAAAGAACGCCGUUGCUGCUUCUUUUUAUUCCAGUAACAGCCUGUGUGGCGUUCGUCGUGUGGCGGGUAACAUAUCCAAGACAUUUACCAGUGUGCCAUGCUGAAAAUAUCCAACUGGCAGCGCCUUGUGGCGUGAUUCCGAGCAUGUCUGUCUCCAUCCCGCUUCGAACGGACACCAGCAGUCUCCCAGAGGAGGAUGCUAUCCCGGGCAUGCCAGUGGCUGAGGAGUGAGGAAUCUGCACAGGACAAGAUUUGUGUGAAACUUUUCUGCUCCUGAUGCUCAAAGUAAGGUCCAUAUAUGGAUGCUUGGAUGAGUUUGGUGACCUUUCACCUCACAAAUGCUGUUCUGGAGCAAGACAGUCUUCCCAUUUAUACUAAGGAGAAUUUAGCAUGGGGGUUUCCCACAUUGUGUAUGUUGUUAAGCCAUACAAACACGUGAUGCGUUCCAGCAACUCUUGCACUUGUUGUUGGCUAAAAAACAGCUGGUCCAAACAAGUGCGGUUCAACAAGAGUCCCACUUUGUAUAUCAAAGCUCAGCAGCAGAUGGCACAGAUAGAGUUGUGAAUCCCUCCAUUGUGCACCAGUCAUCUAUCGCUUCUUCUUCUUCUCUUUCUUGGACCUCAGUGAAGAGCGCUGGACUUUUUUUAAUGGCUCAUUCACUGAGUCAAUCCAGUUCAGUCAUGAGACUGAGCGGAGAGUGAGUGCUCUUGUCCGGGAUGUGUCACAGAGACAGGAGCGUGGAGGAGAUACAGACAGGGCGGAUGGGAUGAGCUCAGCGAGGCGCAUAAGAGGGGGGCUUGUUCUCGCCACAAAAGACGUGGCCGUAGGCCGAAGGAAAUGCCACUCGCAAACACGACUGAUGUCGGCACAGCUCCAUGAAUCAGCGCGGCAGGAAUCUCCGAAGACCGCAGCAACUCAACUAUGGAGGAUGAUUCAGAUUUCAAUAACAGUUUUUGCUAUCUGAUUGACUGCUUUGCAAUAAAACCUUCAUUGAAAGGUCACAGAGGUGUCAAUUUGUACAUUUUAAUGUGAACUAUAACAGCUUUCAUGAAAGGUUUGUCAACAAACCAAGCAGUCCAGUUGCGAUCGAUUGAAUGCC